AUGGCGAGACCAAAGCCGCGACGGCCGCGGCGCCGCCGCCCCCGGCUGGCGCUGCUCUCGUCGUCGGGGCAUGGGCCACGUGGCGCCGCUGGCCGAGCUGGCGCAGCGGCUGCACGAGGCACACGGCUUCACCACCACCGUGCUCACCUACGCCAGCUCCAACUCCACCGCGCAGCGCGCGUUCCUGGCGUCCCUGCCGCCGACGCCGUGGGCGACGCGUCGCUCCCGCCCAUCCCGCUGGACGACCUCCCCGCGGGCUCCGCCAUCGAGAUGCUGCUCUCCGUCGAGGCGCAGCGGUCCGUCCCGGCGCUCAUGGCGGUGCUGACGGACCUCAGGUCCCGGACGGGCAACAACCUCGUCGCGUUCGUCGCCGACCUCUUCGGCGCCGACACGCUGCGGGCGGCGUGCGACGCCGGGGUGCCCGGGUACCUCUUCUUCCCGUCCAACCUCCUCAUGCUCUCGCUGAUGCUCCACCUCCCGCGCCUCGACGCGGAACUCACCUCCACCAUUGGAGAGUUCGCGACAUGCCGGAGCCCGUCAGGCUCCCCGGCUGCGUGCCGGUGCCCGGCGCCGACAUCCUGCAGCCGCUCUAGGACCGCGCCAGCGACGCGUGCCGGUGAAUGGUGCACCACGGCGAGAGGUACCGCGACGCGGCCGGCAUAUUGGUGA
Messenger RNA from Miscanthus lutarioriparius, 669 nucleotides. The record is from the annotation of a GenBank genome assembly. NCBI's taxonomy places the organism in Eukaryota, Viridiplantae, Streptophyta, Magnoliopsida, Poales, Poaceae.